CGCCCCUCCAGUCUGGGGCUCCGGGUAAAGUUUCAGCCACCGCACGUGACUCGCCAUGGCCGCUGCCUUCGCCCCGCGCCCCUGAGCCGCGGCCCCCCAGACGGCUCCUCUCUGGGACCCCCACCCUUGACGCCGAGCAGCACCAAGGCUCAGGGUCUGGGCAGAAGCCGUGCUCGCGGGCUCCCCGGAAGAAUUGCUACCCCCGGAUGCGAGCAUCGCAGGACAUGGCCCCCCCAGCCGCCUAGCCGGGGCCCAUCUAGGAGAGGCAUCCUUUUCAGCGUCCUGAAGGCCAGCUCUGGACCUUCCCAGGAAAGUGCCAGCUCACAGAACAGCUUGACCAAAGGACCAGCUCUUGGGACGGCCCUAAACCAACCUGGCCCCCAGCUAGAGUGGGGUCUCCAGGAGGCUGCGGUUAGCCUGCUGGUCUUGGACAGCAGCUCCAGGACAGAAGGGGGGGUGGGUUGACCACCCAAACCCCCUCUGGGCCCAGGCCCUAUGCCUCGAGGAGGGGCAGCCUGAAGCCCUACGGAGCUUCCCGCUGGAGCUUCCCGCCAGACUGUCUGCCUGCUUCUGACUCUGCUGCUUGGCAUGGCCAGUAACAGCAGCUCCUGCCCAACACCUGGGGGAGGGCACCUCAGUGGGUACCCAGUGCCCCCCUACGCCUUCUUCUUUCCCCCUAUGCUGGGUGGACUCUCCCCACCAGGAGCUCUGACCUCUCUCCAGCACCAGCUUCCAGUUAGCGGCUAUAGCACGCCAUCCCCAGCCACCAUUGAGACCCAGAGCAGCAGUUCCGAGGAGAUAGUGCCCAGCCCUCCCUCACCGCCCCCCCUCCCCCGCAUCUACAAGCCUUGCUUUGUCUGUCAAGACAAAUCCUCAGGCUACCACUAUGGGGUCAGCGCCUGUGAGGGCUGCAAGGGCUUCUUCCGCCGCAGCAUCCAGAAGAACAUGGUGUACACAUGUCACCGGGACAAGAACUGCAUCAUCAACAAGGUGACCCGGAACCGCUGCCAGUACUGCCGGCUGCAGAAGUGCUUCGAAGUGGGCAUGUCCAAGGAGUCUGUGAGGAAUGACCGGAAUAAGAAGAAGAAGGAAGCCCCUAGGCCAGAGUGCUCCGAGAGCUACACGUUGACAGCCGAGGCAGGGGAGCUCAUCGAGAAGGUGCGCAAGGCGCACCAGGAAACCUUCCCCGCUCUCUGCCAGCUGGGCAAAUACACUACGAACAACAGCUCAGAGCAGCGUGUUUCUCUGGACAUUGACCUCUGGGACAAGUUCAGUGAACUCUCCACCAAGUGCAUCAUUAAGACUGUGGAGUUUGCCAAGCAGCUGCCCGGCUUCACCACCCUCACCAUUGCUGACCAGAUCACCCUUCUCAAGGCUGCCUGCCUGGACAUCUUGAUCCUGCGGAUCUGUACGCGGUACACGCCCGAACAGGACACAAUGACCUUCUCAGAUGGGCUGACCCUGAAUCGGACCCAGAUGCACAAUGCCGGCUUUGGCCCCCUCACGGACCUGGUCUUUGCUUUCGCCAACCAGCUGCUGCCCCUGGAGAUGGAUGAUGCUGAGACUGGGCUGCUCAGUGCCAUCUGCCUCAUCUGUGGAGACCGGCAGGACCUGGAGCAGCCCGACAGGGUGGACCUGCUGCAGGAGCCGCUGCUUGAGGCGCUGAAGGUCUACGUGCGGAAACGGAGGCCCAGCCGCCCCCACAUGUUCCCCAAGAUGCUGAUGAAGAUCACAGACCUGCGGAGCAUCAGCGCCAAGGGGGCCGAGCGGGUAAUCACGCUGAAGAUGGAGAUCCCAGGCUCCAUGCCACCUCUCAUCCAGGAAAUGCUGGAGAACUCCGAGGGCCUGGACACUCUGAGCGGACAGCCGGGGGGCGGGGGGCGGGAUGGGGGUGGCCUGGCCCCCCCACCCGGCAGCUGUAGCCCCAGCCUCAGCCCCAGCUCAAACAGAAGUAGCCCAGCCACCCACUCCCCGUGACUGCCCGUGCCCAUGGACACAGCCUUUGGCCCACGCCCUGGUUUUUCUCUGCCUUUCUACCAAUGAUGUGACCCCCACCAGCCCUGCCCCCACCUGUUCUUCCUUCCCUGGGGGGCAGGAGGGAGGAGGCGGCGACUCUUCGGGACAGAGGCCUGGGCCUGAGAUGGACUGCCUGCCUCUGCAGCCCGGCUGCCCUCAGGGGCAGGGCUGUGAACUGAGUGAGGACCCCUGGUUCUGGGCCUUGGAUGGGGCCUGGAGGCCUCUGCUCAUCAAGACAUCCUGCCCAUGUCUCCACAUCUUCAUCACCAGCAAAUGCCAGGACCUGGCUCCCCCAUCCUCAGAACUCACAAGCCAUUGCCCCCCGGUUGGGGAUUCCCCCCUGCCUCGGUUGGUGACAGAGGGGGUGGGCCAGGGCUGGGGGUUCUCCCUGUACAUACCCUGCCAUACCAACCCCCAGGUAUUCUCGCUGGUUUGUUUUUAAUUUUUUUGUUUUGAUUUUUUUUAAUAAGAAUUUUCAUUUUAAGCACA
This is a messenger RNA of Manis javanica (Malayan pangolin), 2505 nucleotides long. RefSeq names its product retinoic acid receptor alpha (gene RARA). The record is from RefSeq and is a predicted model, not a curated record. Gene Ontology annotation, molecular function: nuclear receptor activity; zinc ion binding; RNA polymerase II cis-regulatory region sequence-specific DNA binding. Gene Ontology annotation, biological process: cellular response to corticotropin-releasing hormone stimulus; retinoic acid receptor signaling pathway; regulation of transcription by RNA polymerase II. Lineage: Eukaryota; Metazoa; Chordata; Mammalia; Pholidota; Manidae. Gene Ontology annotation, cellular component: nucleus; transcription regulator complex.